AGGUCGGUUUAUUAUCACUUUUAUUUAGAAUGUAAUGUGGUAUUUUGUAUACUGUUUUACUUUAUGGGUGGGAUAAGGAAACAACAAAAAGGUGUAACAAGCGUUUGGCGGACAACUGUGGGUUUCUGCGAGUAGGCUAAUUCAGACAACCAAGGAGUGAUGGGGGGCAUCAUCAACAGGAUCCCCUCUGAUUGAUUACUUAUUAGUCAUCCCUUUGGCUUAAUGAGACCCAUUGAAAAGGCACAGUGGAACACCUGCAUGAAUCAAAUAUUCCUGUGUCCCUUGAAUCUCUCCAGAAGAGUCUUACUUUUGCUUAAACGCGGGCAAGGAAAGGGGGUCGUGGCUUAACAUUAGCCAAUAAGGGGGAUAUUACAGUAUCGCUUCAUGGGUUUAUUUAGACUGAUUCUACGGUUUGACAAGCGGCUGUAAAGAAAAAAAAAACAGAAAGAGAAACUCGGGAAGAUUUUAUAGAGGAGCAUUGUGGACCUACGAAUUUUAUACUUAUCGAAUUUAUUUAUAUUCAUUGCUCUUUAUACAUUUUUAUCACCUCUUCUCCUGAAAAUGAAACUUUUGACUUUUCCCUGGCUGCCUUGCCUGGUGAUACUCAUCUUAUGUUUUGGAUCAGAGUGCGGGACUGUCCGGAGAAAGGGGAGAUCCAAAAGGGACUUGGUGCGUAUCAGGGAGGCUAGAGCCACCUUCCCAGGGGCUUGUGCCACACGUCUGCCCCGGGGCAAACGCUCCUUGCCCGGCAUGGAACGACGGGUGCCUCGCCAGCGUCGGCGCUCCUCUCAGGCAGAGGAGAACUCUCCAGGUCGGGUGAAAGCUGUUUAUUUUACCGGCAGGGGAGACCAACUUCGGCUUAAGCCGGGCGUGGAGAUACCGAGAGGAAAUUUUACUCUGGAGAUGUGGAUCAAACCAGAGGGAGGUCAACGAUCUCCUACGGUGAUUGCAGGUCUGUACGAUAAGUGUUUCUACGCCUCCAGUGACCGGGGCUGGCUGCUGGGCAUCCGGGCGGCCAGCGAGCAGGGCAACCGUGACCCACGCUUCUUCUUCUCCCUAAAGACGGACCGUGCCCACAAGGUCACCUCCGUCCACUCCAACGCCCACUACCUGCCCAACACCUGGGCCCACCUGGCAGUCACCUACGACGGCCUCUACAUGAAGCUCUACGUCAACGGCGCACAGGUGGGCGUCAGCCGUGAACAGUCGGGCAACGUCUUCAGCCAUCUGACCAAGAAGUGCAAGGUGCUGAUGGUGGGCGGGAACGCUCUGAACCAUAACUACCGGGGGGCCGUGGAGAGAGUAAGUCUGUGGAGGGAGGCCCGGGGACAGAGGCAAAUAAUCAGGGACAUGCAGGGUCACGAGAAUCUUCAAGAUGCGCCUCAGCUGGUGAUCCGGGAGAACUUUGAACACCCUGCCCGGAAGUGGCUGACGGUGAAGGAUGGGAGCUUCCCCCAGCCAGAGGAGGGUAGCAGCAGCAGGGUGGGGCAGGCUGGAGGAGGGGUAGGAGAAAGUGGAACUGGAGGGUCCCUGGACACCACUCUUGAACCCCCGCCCUGUGGUCAAACUGUCUGCGACAACGUGGAAGUGGUGACCAACUACAACCACACCUGGACUUUCCGGAAGUCCAAGACGGUGCGUUACCGCGUAGUCAACGUGUGGGACGACUCUCGGCGCUGGCCCACCGUCACGCCUCGUCAGAUCCACCUGCAGCACCAGCAACUCAACAAUGCCUUCGCCGUCUAUAACAUCACCUGGGAGCUGAGCGUCCACAACGUCACCAACUCCUCGCUGCGCCACCGUCUGGUCCUGGCCAACUGUGACAUCAGCAAGGUGGGUGAUGAGGCGUGCGACCCAGAGUGCAACCACACGCUGACGGGUUUAGACGCGGGCGACUGUAUCAGGCACCGCAGCCACUGCCCUCAGUCCAAGCAGGGCAACGGGGUGUGCGACCCCGAGUGUAAUUGGGACAACUUCUUCUACGACAACGGAGACUGCUGUAACCCCAAUGUGACGGACGUGACCAAGACCUGCUUCAACCGCUCCUCUCCACACAGAGCCUAUUUGGAUGUAAAGGAGCUGAAAGAGAUCCUGAAUCUGGAUGGCUCCACUCACCUGAAUGUCUUCUUUGCCAACUCGUCUGAUGAAGACCUGGCUGGAGUCGCCACUUGGCCGUGGGACAAAGAAGCCCUAACACAUUUGGGUGGCAUUGUUCUGAACCCCUCCUUCUACGGCACAUUUGGUCACAACCACACCAUGAUCCAUGAGAUCGGCCACAGUCUCGGGCUGUACCACGUGUUCCGGGGGAUCUCAGAGAUUGAGUCGUGUAACGAUGCAUGUCUGGAGACUGAGCCCUCAUUGGAGACAGGAGAUCUGUGUGAAGACACUAACCCCACGCCCAAGUACAAGCACUGCAGAGACCCUGAGCCUGGCAACGACACCUGCGGGCGUCGCCACUUUACUAACACACCGUACAACAACUACAUGAGCUACGCAGAUGACGACUGUACGAACUCUUUCACCCCCAACCAAGUUGCCCGGAUGCACUGCUACCUGGACCUUAUUUACCAGACAUGGCAGCCCGAGUCCAAGCCACCUCCUGUGCCCAUGGCACCCCAAGUGGUGGAGCAAGAGCAUGCCGCAAUUACCCUGGAGUGGUUCCCGCCUAUCUCCGGCCACUUCUACGACAGAGAAGUGGGAUCAGUGUGUGAUAAAUGCACAGAGGGCCGGGUCCUGCUGCAGUACGCAUCCAACUCCUCAUCCCCCCGACCCUGCGCCCCCUCUGGACACUGGAGCCCCCGUGAGGCCGAAGGACCUCCAGACGUGGAGCAGGCGUGUGAGCCCAGCGUGCGCACCUGGAGCCCCAAUGCUGGCAUCGAGCAGUGGGUCGUGGGGCUGUCUGAGUGCCCACUGCAGGGCUGCAUGCUCCAGCUGGAGUUCCCUCACCCACUGGUGCCCGACUCCCUCACCGUGUGGGUCACCUUCUUCAGCCCUGAGGAGAUGGCCCUUCCCGCCAUCCACAACAUACUGCUCCUGACCGUCAGUGGAAACAACCUCUCAUUGGGCCCUAGUAACGUGUUCUGUGAUACACCGCUGACGCUGAAGCUGGACGUGGAGGAGGAGGUGUACGGCGUGCAGUUUUUCACCAUGGAGCAGCAUCUGGAGAUUGAUGCCACCCUACUGGCGUCCAAGCCCGACUGCCCGCUGUGCCGCCACUGCCAGCCACUCAUCCACCGACUGCUGCGCCAGCCGCCAUUCUCCCAUACCCCCCAUGGCGUGCUGUUGAACGACCCUGCCAGGCGAUACACUGACAGGGACGUGGUACCAGGCAUUGUGUACACCUACCAGGUCCAAACCAUCUCCGCCCGCAGUGAGAGUGAACCGUCUCCACCCCUCACCCACCAGCUUGGGGCACCAUACUGCGGAGACGGACGCAUCCAGAGGUCACAGGGAGAGGAGUGUGACGAUAUGAACUCUAUGAAUGGAGACGGCUGCUCCAGCCAGUGUAAGAAGGAGCCCUUCUUCAACUGUGUCGAGGAGCCCAGUAUGUGUUACUUCUACGACGGUGACGGAGUGUGUGAGGACUUUGAGCGGGAGACCAGCGUGAGGGACUGUGGCCUGUACACCCCCAGUGGGUUCCUGGACCAGUGGGCCACAGCCGUACAGGUGUCCCACCAGGAGAGUCUCUACUGCCCAGCCGAGGUGGCCGCCGGCUACCCUGCCGUCAUUAAGACAUGCCAGUCCAAGGUGUUCGACCUGUCUGACGGAGUGUCCCAGUACGCCUGGUUCCCCUGCAGAGAGGCCCUGCAGUCCUCCAGAUACCCCCAGUACUGGCUCAAGGCCUACUUCUCCCACCCCAUGGUGGCUGCUGCUGUGAUAAUCCACCUAGCUGCAGACGGUACGGGCUACAUCGACCAGACGCAGUGCAACAUCACUGUUAAACUGGUGGACACCAAGGAGGUCAUCCACAGCUUAGGCGAUUGGCGUCUGAGCUGCAGGACCAACCCCCUGGUGAUCCCAGUGAGCCAUGACCUGAGCCUGGCCUUCUACCACACCAAGGCCAUCCUGGUCGAGUUCCGCUCCCACCUGGUGGCCAUCUCUGGCGUGGGCCUGCGCUCCUUCCAGUUCUUUGACCCAAUCACCAUCAGCGGGUGCCAGAGCAACGAGAUCUACAACCCCAUGGGUCAGAGUUGUGUCCAUUACUCGUGUGAGGCCAUCGACUGCCAGGAUCCACUAAUCCGCAAUGCAGAGCUCAAGUGCAGCAGUCUGGGCUUCUUCAACGGAGCUCGCUGCACCAUCACCUGCAACUCUGGCUAUGUCCUGCAGAUCCACAGAGAUGAUGACAUCAUCAAGACCCAGUCGGACUCAACAGUGACCAUCACCUGUGCAGAUGGAAAGUGGAAUAAGCAGGUGUCGUGUGAGCCAGUAGACUGUGGCCUACCAGACAAGUACCACGUCCACCCAGCCCACUUUAACUUCCCUGAGGGAACUACUUAUGGCAAGAGGAGUACCUUCCAAUGCAGGGAGCCUGCCCUGCUCCUAGGUUCUAACAACACUCUGACGUGUCUGGAGGAUGGUUUAUGGUCCUUCCCCGAGGCGCUGUGUGAGCUGCGCUGUCCGGCCUCGCCCCACGUGCCCAACGCCAUGCUGCAGACCAAGCGCUGCAAUGAAACGGGCCUCAAAGUGGGAUCCCUCUGCAAGUACAAGUGCAAGCCGGGCUACCACGUCACCAACAAGCCCAAAAGGCGAGCAUUUAAGCGUCAGUGCACGGAGGACGGCAGCUGGCUGGAGGGGGCGUGUGAACCGGUGACCUGUGACUCUCCGCCCGCCAUCUUCCACGGCAUGUACCAGUGCACGGACGGCUUCCACUUUGACAGCACCUGCUGGAUCAACUGCCCCGGAGCCAACCACACGGUGAGACCGCUGCACACCGCUCCAUGCAAGCAGCAGGGGCCCAGCACCAAUGUGAUCCGUUGUAGGAAGGACGGCAACUGGACUGGUUCCUUCAAGCUCUGUCCUCAGAGCAAGGGACAGUGCUCUCUACCUCAAAACCUUAACCCCAGCAUACGAGUCAGCUGCAAGAAGGGACAUGGAAUAGGUGAGGAGUGUGAGCUGGCGUGCAGGGACAAUAACAGCGAUGUGGUGAUCCUGCUUAGCAACAUGACCGCAGACAGCAUACGCAAGGAGCACUGGAGAAACCCACCCAAAGUCAAGAAUAUAGUGUGUACAAUGGGACUGAAGUGGUUUCCACAUCCAGAGGUGCUCCACUGCAUCAAAAGAUGUGAUCCGUUCAUUGGAGACAAUUACUGUGACUCGGUCAACAACAGAGCCUUCUGUAACUACGACGGAGGGGACUGCUGCCACUCCACCGUCAAGACCAAAAAGGUAAUCCCAUUCCCCAUGACCUGUGACAUACGGGAAGACUGUGCCUGCCGAGACCCCAAAGCUGCAGAGAACAGGAAAGACGAGCACGUCCACUCCCUGGGGUGACCGACCUUGCCCCCCACCGGACCCUCGCCCCAAAACCACCCACACCUGGACUGGGACCGAAGGCGACCAGCCGUCCCCUUCCUCCCCCUAAUCUCCUCCACAUGCUGCUUUACAGGAGUAGCUCUCCACCCAUACUGCACCCCCCUAACAGACACCUGCUUCCUACUUCUCCACAUUGGGAAAGAUGAACAAACCAGACUAGAUAGGCUAUAACGGAAAACCCAUUUCUCAAAGAAAGGAAAGAAUCUGCAAAGUCACCAACCACCAAAACAUCUACAGCAAGAGAAAAAAAGAAAACACAAAUACAAUUUUAUUUUGGAAUGAACGACAUAUAAUUUUUUUUACCCAAAACAAACCAAGCCUGGAUAGCAUGCCUUUUGUUCAGUUUUGUGCCAGCUUCCAUAUCCAUUUAAUGCCAUACAAUCUCAUGUGAUUUUCUUUCAGACCCCCCCACCCCCAAAAGAAAGUGAGAAACGUUAUCCACAACAUAUGGAAUCUUUCUUUGUGGGGCUCGGAGGGUAUACUGAAGUCAUCAAUGGUGGCACUGAAUGACAGACAGAAGGACUAUUGCCAAAAUAACUGAUAGUAUGAACACACUUGACGUACCCUCAUGUUGUAUUGCUCCAGAGCUGGUGAGAGUGCCAUUCCUGGAGACAGCACAGCACAGGGAUCAGGCUGACAGUUCGUGCCCUCUGCCUUCUCUUGAUGGAAAUGCGUUUUAUUUUUCUUCAUAUAUCACAGGCUUAGAAGCUCUGCUCUUACACAGAUGUGAAAUAUGAAAGAUAAGGAGUUGGUGGUGAUAUAGGCGGCCAUAUUGAUAAAGAGAUUCAAACCAGAGAAGUCUAUCUCAAUAGUUCUAACAUAUUACAGGAAGUGAUAUCACAUGAAAUGAAGACAAAUUGCAAUGCAAAAAAAUAUAUAUAUAUGCGUGUUAGUAUGGCUGCUGCUGCUACUACUUUUGCUGCUACUUUGCCAUAUGACCGACUGCAUACUAUUACUACCCAGUGAGGUUGGACGGAGCCAGCCCCGUCUGCCUUAAUGCUUACCUCCUAACACCAUGCAUUAGUGGACACUUAUAUCUGCAUGUACAGUACACUCAACUCAAACCUAGAAUAAACACUCCUGCAACAUUGCAAACGGUUAGUAGAGAAAAAAUACAGUUGCAAUAGCCCCAUAAUGUUGACGUCUAUCCUCAGAAAACAAAACACCUCACAUUUCCAUUUCUAUAUCCUUUGGUUUAUGCAGUCCAAUAGGCCUAAGACUUCAUAGAUAAAUAACCUAUCAGAGAAUAUACCAGAACAUUUUCCCCAAAAGCAAUGUUGACUCAAUACAAAUAGUCAAUACAUAUUACUGAAUUUAUAAUGACUUCAAGAAUUUGAUUGACAAUGAAAACACAGUUAUAACCUCGUCAAUGUAGUCAAUGUUCAUUCACAACUAUAUCCUCAAACGGUUUUCAGCGGCAUAGCAUAGCCUUGACUUCAAUAGGCUUAGUUCAAUAGUACAUACACAUACAAACAACAUGGAGGCUUUCCUCAUUUUAGUAUAGACAUUUGGAUGUAUUCGUUGUCAACAAGUAGCGUUUAGAACAGCAGUAGUAGUAGUACAGUAUAUGCCCUUGAAUAGAACCCUUAAACUCUCUCAUCUGGUAUGGACCAAUGGGAUGGUCCCUUUGACUCCUCAAGAUAGGCUGCUAUAAGGCAUUCCAGAAUAUUCCCAUACACCUUUCAGUUCUGACCAAUCACAGGUCAUCAUAGAUACAGACUGAGUAGAGAGAUAGUAGGACAAUACCACGUCACACAGUAAAGUAGGGAGACAUUUCAACGUCAAAUGUACAAUGUAAAUAUGACAUUUUCAGUGUAAAACUGCUUUUUGAAAAAAAAAAAAAACUUUACAAUUGUUCUCCUGUUGAAAUUUUUCUCAUUUAUGUUUCAUUUUUACAUAAUGUCGUAAUAUUUCAUCAGUAUUUGUAUUAUUUACCUCAGUUACUGCACUUUUAGGUUGCCUUUUAAGAAGAAAAAUAUAUGUCAAAACGUUUAGAAGCUGCUAUUGUCAGAAAGGUGAUUUGAAAAAGUGUAUGAUGUUUUUGUCAUUUGACACUCCUAUGCUAUUACUAUUAGCUUUCCUGUGAUUAGCAUCGUUGUAUUCCCACUCGUAUCCAUUAUCAUAUGAUUACGAUAUUAUUGUAUCAAGGCUAUAUUAUGUAGGUUCCAAUCUAAAAAAGUCAGAUGUACACGUUUUGAAAUAUUAUACAUGAUAUGUAAGCAUUUAUGUAUUUUGUGUUCCUCCUGGUUAGGAGACAAACUUUUAUUUUUGCUCCAUGGUUUGUGUAAUCCACCAUCUUAUGUAUUUGAUGCAAAUGGUGGCAUGGAAACCAUGGAACGUCAAGGAGAACAGAUGAGUGUGAAGAAACUACCAAAAAAAAAGGGACUAGAAAGUUGCAGAUUUUAAAGACUUUAAAAACCUGAGUGACGAAACUGUGGAGACUACAUUCAUUGUUAUAUAGCCUACAUCAGCUUCGACAAUUGUGCAUUUAACACUUUAUACAAUAUAUAGCCCAGGUAAAGUUAACUGUAUUAUGUUGAUAUAAUCAAAUGGUAUGUAAUAAUACUUCAAAUACUGCUGCUUUCAUUAGAGAUAUUACCAGUAGGGAGAGAUUGAACAGCAAUCACUACACAAAGCCAACAACCGUACUGUGGAUCAUCAUCACCUGCCAACACUCCCACAGGAUUUGUAAAAAGCCAUCCAUGGAUUUAUUUAAGGGUUAUCUUGCCAUUGGACCCUCCCUUCAUCCUCAAACUGGACAAACAUUACAGGCUGAUGACCUGUCAUCUCUUUCACCCCCUCUUUCUUUCACUUAUCUAGAGCUCCUGUCUUCGACACUGUCUUGUGUCAUCAUCCUCAUCAAUGUCAUUACAAAGUCCGGAGACCAGAAACAGUGACUCUCCGAGAGAGGGAUAUGACAGUCUCUACAGAAUGUGACUGCUUCUGUGUCAACCUGGACACAGCCCAUGCUGUAUGGUCUGGCUUUAGUCUUCUGAUGUGUUCUCUGUAUUGGACAAGGUACUGUUCCAAAGCCAUAAAGCCAGGAUGUUAUGAAAUGAAGUUUCAGAUGUGAUGUUUUGUAUACGAGAACAUCACCUCGCUACUGUAAGCCACCACAGGAUACCUUUGCUGUACCUCAUGCCUGUAAUGUUUGCUGCUUCUAUAUGUUGGUAUUUAGUGAUUUUUGCGCAAUGGUGUAAAUAGUAGAACUAUUUAUUGAGAGUGUUAUACUUUUUUAAGUUAUAUUUAAUGUUCAUGUAAAUUAUUUUUUACAUUGCUCUUAUAAACAGACAUAUUGGUUGUGUUAAAAACGUU
Coregonus clupeaformis (lake whitefish) is the source of this 8847-nucleotide messenger RNA. RefSeq names its product pappalysin-1-like. Lineage: Eukaryota; Metazoa; Chordata; Actinopteri; Salmoniformes; Salmonidae. The transcript has 22 exons. Gene Ontology annotation, molecular function: protein binding; metallopeptidase activity. Bases 562 to 5490 code for a protein of 1642 amino acids. The record is from RefSeq and is a predicted model, not a curated record.